Molecule: messenger RNA, 1768 nt
Organism: Sander lucioperca (pikeperch)
Lineage: Eukaryota; Metazoa; Chordata; Actinopteri; Perciformes; Percidae
Exons: 11
Coding region: 120-1427 (435 amino acids)
Cellular component (GO): nucleus
Molecular function (GO): DNA binding; zinc ion binding
Source: RefSeq, a predicted model, not a curated record
AGGUGUCGUCGGUCGUGUGUUGCAGAAUGCUGCCAUCUGUCGGCAGGUGUAAGUAACUGUUAACUAGCAGUUUGUAGGUGAUCUAGUUUUACUAUCGGCUCCUGUAAAGCAACCAAAUAAUGAACCGUCCAAAUAAUAUUCCGUUCAACUCUUCAGCCAAACCUAAAGCAGCUGCUCAAGUAUUAUACAAUCAACAGCAGUGUGGGAGAAUACCCCAGGACUUUAAAGAAGCUAUGUUACACAUCCCAGUGAAGCCAGCAGUCAACUCAAACAUCAGGACACCUGACAAGGCUGCUAAGACACAACCAGCCCAGAAACGUGCAGUCAAAUCUUCUGCUGAUAAAUGGAAGUCUUCAUUCAAACCAUUAGGAGAAGAAGAUGACUCUCCGGACGCAAGAACUGGCAGUUCAGAAAAGGUUGAAAUCUAUAAUCCUUACGAUCCUGACUCGUCAGACUCUGAGCAUGAGAUGGCCCAAGACCACAACCACUCCCCACCCGAUCAAGAUGAAGGCUGCCUUAAAAAAGGCCGCUGGGACAGGAGUUACUCCGAAUCCGCGAGCCGACUCCUCGACAGGUGUGACUUUAGCCCUGAAACCAGACCAACAGAGAGUCGAGGUUUCAGUACAGGUCAUAGACUGCCUGAACGACAGGCUUAUGCCCCCACCACUGAAUCACUUGACCGACCAGGUUUUGACUCCAUAAGUAGACCCCUGGACCACAGGGUCUGCAGCCCUGACAGGCAUAUACACGGCUCCUCCGCCCAACGCUUUCUUGCAUCUUAUGGAGGACAGAGGACCAACGGGGAGGAGAGGAUAAUAAUCCCAGAAUACAGCAGAGAGAUGACCACUACUGUUAGAUUAUCCCCACCCAGGUUACAGCGGGACUAUCAACAUCAGUUGGAAUACGUGGAUGCAGGACUGGACCAUAUCAAACCUUCCACAGAGGUGCCAAGAAACAGGAAAUUAAUAAUGGACAAGAGCCCCAUCAUCUGUGACCUUUGCGAAGUUGAGUUAGCCAAUGGCCGCGAGCUGGAGGAGCACUUGGAGAGCAAGAGUCACUGGGACACCCUGGAGCACAUCCAGCAGCAGAAUAAUUACGAUGAUCUGGCUAUAGCCUUCAUACAGGACGUCAUGCUGUAUAAAAGCCAGCAGUGCAGCCGAAACAUAGAGGAUAGUGCACUUCAAGCUCUGCAGGAAAAUGACCACAUGACAAAGAUUGAAAUGUUCCACUGUGCGGCUUGCAGCGUCUUCAUAUCCACAUCUGCAUCCUCAGUGCAGACUCACAUUACCUCUCAGGAACACCUCUCCAACACAAAGGACUUUCAAGUGCAGCAGAGACGUUCUUGCCUCGCAAAAGCAGAAACCAUGAUGAAGGAGAUGAAACCUCAGUUUGAACACUUCCUGAAGGGUGGCAGCCCGUUUGAAUGAUGGAAAUCAUUGAAAGUCUCCAAAAGGCUGUUUGCGUCAGAUGAACUGUGGAGUUAAACCUCAAUCACACCCACACAUACAUGCGAUGGCACCACUAAUACAGUACAUGUUUGACAUUCAAGGAUUUGUCUGAAGAAAUGGAGGCAUCUUGAUUUGUUCAAACAAUAUUGAUGUUCUUGUAUCUUUGUUCACAAAUGGUUUGUCCAUAUUAACGUUAGCUGCAGUACUCCCAGAUAAUCACCAUCCGGUUACCUUAAGAAGAUAACGUUUGUAAUUUUUGUAAAUGUACGCAUUCAAUGUUUUUAUAAUUUGUGUGAAAAAAAAAUGAUUGAAAAAGUCAA